CUCGAAACGACACGGACCUAUGAAGAAAUUAGCCGUCAUAAACCCAGAACCCCAAAAGAAUUACACUCAUGUUCAAAUUCAGGAUCUGGGAGAAUGGAUUUGGAAGACAUGAGUGUGCAGAUGGUCGCCGCGGACACAGCAGCUGAGGUCGCAGCAGAAGUCGCUGCGGCCGACCCUUCGAACAGACAUCCUAAGAAAUCCAGCCAGACCUGCAUUCCUUGUAGAGUGCGAAAAGUACGAUGUGAUGGACGUCGCGACGUAUGCCAGAAUUGCGAGCGAUUAGGAUUCACGUGUUCAUUUCACGAUGGCGCUUCUCCAAACCAGGAUGCCGAAAAUUUGACGAAUUUCACUCUUCCGCGAAGACGUGUUAGAUUAGCCUGUGCCAAUUGCCAUUCUAGGAAAGCCAGAUGUAGCGGCGAAACUCCAAAAUGCGCUAGGUGCCAGGCUCAAGGCAUUGAAUGUGUCUACAAGCCAACCAAGCGAUCCGGGGGAGCAAGCGGCACUGCUCAGCAGACACAGCAAGGCGCCACCGAUUCAGAACUUGAAUCCGUCACAUCUGAGCCGCCGGAGAAGCGAGUAAUGACCAGCAAGGACAACCAAGGCUCUCACCAUGGCCCUCAAGGAUUAGACCACCGUAAUUUUGACUCGAACGGGAUAUCGAUGUCCACGAGCGUCAGUCAUGAACCAUUUACUUUUCCUGAUGAAACUUUGAUCCAGAAGACGUUUAACAAUUUCUUCCGCCACGUUCAUCAUGUUCCCAUAUUCUCUUUUCUUCAUCGUGCCUCGCUUAUGCAACGUUAUCAUGCUGGCAUGAUGGACAAAGCGCUGCUUCUUGCUUUAGUAGGAAUUACUUCGCUACUUAUGGAUUUAGGUCCUGGUACACGAGACUAUGGUGCUAGAUGUAUCGACGAGUGCCAGAGCAUGGUACUGCAGGAUCUAGAAAACCCGUCGACUAUUAAAAUACAGGCUCUCGUACUUAUUAUGAAGCACCGGAUGCUCUCGCGGAAGUUUACAACCGCUUUCAUGCUAGCAGCAACGGCCACACGUUUCGCGUAUGCCCUCCGACUAAAUUAUGAAAACCCGAAUCUUUGCUUCUUAGCUAGAGAAUCUCGGAGGAGAUUAAUGUGGGCACUUCUUACUAUCGAUUCGGGCAUCAAUGGUGGAUGCCCAGAUUUUACGCUGAUGCCAUCCGAAUCUAUGCAUAUUCAACUUCCUUGCACCGAACGCAAUUUUGAAUUCGAUCUUCCACAAGUCACCGAGUAUCUACGACCUGUCCCAACGCGACCUUUCCCCGACGAUGUUGGUUCUUUGGCGCUUCAUGUACGACUUUUGUGGAUGAGAAGUAGGGUUCUAUAUUGCACCAAGAAUGUGUUAGGAAUGCCAGAAGCCGAACUUGCGCAACUGCCAGAACUAGUCAAGGUGCUGUCAGAAGAACUGACUGGCUUUAACGACCACCUUCCUGCUUCUUUCAAGUUUUCCGAGAGCAAUCUUCAGCUACGUGCCUAUUCCCCUCGAUUGUGCGUCUACAUCAUGAUACACGUAUGGUGGCGACAAUGUUAUUGUGAUCUUUACCGGAUGUUUCUGGUAGGGCUCAAAGAUGCAUUGCCCCAGUCUGGUUUAAAUCGACUGGAUCCCCAUUUCGUAUCCUACUGCGCAAGCCAAUGCUACGAGCACGCUCUAGCUAUGGCCGAUAUUUUUAAACUAAUUUUAUCACUCGAUGGAGGCCUCCCGGUUACCGACCUUGAUUUACCUGCUUGCGCUUACCAAUGCGCUCGAAUUGUUUACUUUGCCUUUCAAAAUAGCCAAGCCGAGGUUGGACUAACCUCGAAUCAAGUACAUGAAAUUGGAACAAGAUGUCUGACAAUAGCGAAGUCGAUGGAUCACGUUCCUGCCGGUACUGCCAUUGUUGCUGAUCUCGAGAAAUUAAUUGCUCGUGGCCUCUCUACGGAUGUCUCCAAUAAUCAUGUGCAGAGCCCUAAUGCCAACGGGUCUAGUUUUAUAUCGCAAACUGUAUUGUCACGACGUAAUCCAAUCCAGCAGAUGCCAGUCAUGGACGAGAAUGGAUUUGCUAACAUUCCUAUAAUGUCUCCCUCCGCCCACAUUUCUUCUCCGCAAGGUACUCCGAUUCCACAUUCGGGUUCUCGUCCACCACCCGCGCACAAUAGCCGUGGCUCACUACCUGGAACGCCAAUUGGCGAUUUUAAUAUGGGAAAACCGAACCUUGCGCCCGUGAUGCCCCCGGAUGGAAUCGAUAAUAACAAUGCCUUCGAAGGCGCGAUGGAUGGCUUUGAUUUCAAUCUAGAAUCAUUCGGGAACACUGGACUUGAGUCGACAUCGUGGCUCUCUAACGAUUGGUUGAGCAACGAUUACUCACAAACGACCGUCUGAUUUUACUUGGGAAGAAAGAUCUAUGCACUCUAUUCUAGUGGAUCCAUUCCUCAUGAAUAUGAAGCAGUCGUCUCAUCUUCUCCAGAAGAUUGAUAUAUCAACGCGUCUAGCCAUCCCCACUUGUGCUUGGCAAUUUAGCAGUUGUCAUUGCUGUUAAUUAGCCAGAGGGCCUAAUAAAAGACGACCGCGCUCUUCUCCAAUGGAAUUCGGUAUGCCAGUACUUGCCUAGGCCAGAAAUAUUCCACUCCAAGCUAGGGGCUGCUUUUAUAGGAAAGCGAUCAUUGCCAGGCUUUUUCGAAGG
Messenger RNA from Annulohypoxylon truncatum, 2689 nucleotides. RefSeq lists its product as uncharacterized. Gene Ontology annotation, cellular component: nucleus. NCBI's taxonomy places the organism in Eukaryota, Fungi, Ascomycota, Sordariomycetes, Xylariales, Hypoxylaceae. The record is from RefSeq and is a predicted model, not a curated record. The coding region runs from base 94 to 2388 and encodes 764 amino acids. The transcript has 3 exons. Gene Ontology annotation, biological process: regulation of DNA-templated transcription; DNA-templated transcription. Gene Ontology annotation, molecular function: DNA-binding transcription factor activity, RNA polymerase II-specific; zinc ion binding; DNA binding.